AUGCCGAUCAUCUCUCAUGACUUAAUGAAAGGUAAAGGCCUUGUCUUUGGCUUUGAGCAGCAGAGCUUAGCUUUCAAGAGAAAUAAUGUUGGCCCUGGAAUGUCAACCACCUCCGAGCCUCAUGGUCCUGUCCGACUCACAGGACUGUCUGUUUCCCCUCUGGACCAGGAAGGGUCGUCAUCAUCAUCUCCUCUUGAACCAACGGUAUUCCGAAUGGGUUAUUCCUCGGAAGGAUUUUCAUCCGGGGUUAAGAGUAGUGUCUCACGAGGUAGGAAACGGCCUCAAAAGUGGAGACGUCUGUCCAGCUCUAAAGCCAUUCCCUCAGUUGGCCACGUACUGUCUCUCUCGUGA
This is a messenger RNA of Microthlaspi erraticum, 351 nucleotides long. The record is from the annotation of a GenBank genome assembly. NCBI's taxonomy places the organism in Eukaryota, Viridiplantae, Streptophyta, Magnoliopsida, Brassicales, Brassicaceae.